Molecule: messenger RNA, 423 nt
Organism: Echinostoma caproni
Lineage: Eukaryota; Metazoa; Platyhelminthes; Trematoda; Plagiorchiida; Echinostomatidae
Source: the annotation of a GenBank genome assembly
GUUGCGAUCACUCACCAACCGAUCACGGCAAUCAAAGAAAGUCAUAUCAGUGCAGUUCCCUGUUCCCUGUUGACACUGCACAAUUCCACAGUCCUGUUACCUUCGAUGCAGCGGCUUGUCAAUGAGUUUGUUCAUCUCUUCUCGCGACGUGCAUUUGUGCACUGGUUUGUGGCUGAGGGUAUGGAUGAGGACGAGUUCGGACAGGCACUGAAUCUGAUCACCGAUCUGCGAGAUUUGUAUAACCAGGUAACCAAAUUACCACCAGCAUCUUCUGACUACUUUCCUUCUGUGUGUAAACCUAUCGGCUGUGUCAAAAAGUUUAAUUGUGUAGCUCUACGCUCGACUAUAAUGACUCAGUACUAUAUGUCUAAUCCUGGCACUACUGAUCCAUUUGUCUGUCAGAUUGCAGACAACGGUGUAUAG